Phaethon lepturus (White-tailed tropicbird) is the source of this 967-nucleotide messenger RNA. Its product is annotated as chromosome unknown open reading frame, human C17orf62. Bases 50 to 622 code for a protein of 190 amino acids. NCBI's taxonomy places the organism in Eukaryota, Metazoa, Chordata, Aves, Phaethontiformes, Phaethontidae. The transcript is spliced from 6 exons. The record is from RefSeq and is a predicted model, not a curated record.
CAGUGGGGUUUCAUGAGUCAGAUUGGGCUGUUGGGAGUUUCUUCUGAAGAUGUACAUGUUGGUUGAAAACCGCACAAAUUCCUAUCUUCAUCUGAAGAGGUCCCCUGGCAUCCGAUCUUGGUCUCUUUUUGUUGGAAUAGCCUCCAUAGGUUUGGCUGCUGCUUAUUAUAGUGCAGACAGCUUGGCAUGGAAGCUCUUCUAUAUGGCCGGGUGUUUCUUUGUGGCAGCACAGAAUCUGGAGCAGUGGGAGGAAGCUGUAUUUGAUAAGAACAAGGGAACAGUCUGCCUAAAAACAUUCAAUCUUUACAAAAAAAUACUGACCUUCUCAAAAGGAGGCAAUGAACAAGUAGUGGCUCUGCUGAAUGAGAUCCGAGAUGUGAAUGUGGAAGAGGAGAUUGUGCGAUAUUUUGGGAAGGGUUACCUGGUUGUGCUACGAUUUGUCACUGGAUUUUCACACCCACUGACUCAGAGUGCCGUGUUGGGCUGUAGAAGUGAUGUGGAAGCGGUUGCCAAACUCGUUACUAGUUUUCUGGAACUGGACAGAGUAGAGAGCCAACAAGAUCUCUCUCAGAGCAGCGAAACAGAGGCUAGUGAUGCAGAUGAACCACAGGAUAAAUAUUAAUAGUCAUCAUAAGCUGAAGAAAGCUGAGGCUUUCAAACAUCUGGAAAAUAUACUGAUUUUUCUUCAGAAAAAAAUCCCUCACAAUCUUGACCUGGGCGUUUCUCUACAUGUGCAUUUACAAUGGGAGGAAUCUGUCUUAGGGCACCUUUUGUAGUGCUAAACUGCUUCAAGAUCCACGUUCCCAGUGUGGCUGUUGCAGAGUCCAAAGCAAAUUCUUUUAUUUGUUCCUUGGCCUUAGUUCCUGCAUGUGGACACUGCUGGCUUUUGAACUUUGUCAGCUCAUCAAACUUGUCUAAGAAUAGUUAUUUAUUAAUUAAUUGGUUUGAAAUCAUUUAUUGCUUUCCC